Parascedosporium putredinis is the source of this 1809-nucleotide messenger RNA. The record is from the annotation of a GenBank genome assembly. Lineage: Eukaryota; Fungi; Ascomycota; Sordariomycetes; Microascales; Microascaceae.
AUGACAUCUGGAAUUCCUACGUAUGACGAAGUGUCUAUCUUUAGCCGAAGAUAUUCUUCCCAAGCCGGAGACACGGAAGACGAUAUCAAAGAGACUCAAAUGCCCACUAUGCCCGCCGCAUCGACCUUUCGCGUUCCCAUCAUCCAUGGCUCCAGAGGACGACCCUCCGGCGGAGCCGUCAGGGCAGGGAGAUGGCGGCUCACCGGGGUGGCAGACAAUUUCCCGCUCCGAAUUGCGAUUGAGGGCUCGGCAGCUUGCGGCAACUCAGGGCGAUCCAGCAUCUCCGCGUCGUCCGCAACCUCGGCUGCGCCCGAUGUCAUCUCAAUCUUUUGGAUCACCCGAGCCCGCUCCGGGCCAGCAGCCUGCCGUAGCUCAGCAAUCUACCACGGCCCAGCUUUCUCUGGCAUCCCAUCCUCCCCCGCCACCUCCACUACCUGCAGCAUCACCUCGGAGCUUGGGAUCACAGCAACCUACCAUAGCCCAGCAAACCUUUGCGGCCCAACGUCCUCUAACAUCCCAUCCUCCUCCACCACCCCCACCACAUCAGAGAGCACCUCAGGUCUCCGCACCCCAUCCACCUACCAUGGCACAGCAGCCUACUGCAGUCCCGCCAUCCAUGGCAUCUCAUCCUCCUCCGCCACCUCGCUCGCCUUCCCUAGCAUCCCACCCGUCGUCGGCAUCUCCACAGCGCCGGAUAGCACCUCAUUUUUGGGACCUCCGCAGUCUGCCACAGCCCAACUUUCCCCGGCGUUCCGUUCUCAGCCACGCCAGGCAACAUCUCAGACCACAGGGCCUCAGCAAACCACCGCAGCCCAGCAGCCUCCUUUGCCUCGACAGCUUGCCACUGCCCAGCGUCCUCCGAGAUCCCGUUCUACUUCAUCGUCUCUGCUACGCCAGGCAACACUUCAGGCCCUGGGACAACAGUUUAACGUAGCUCAGCAGUCUACCGCAGCGCAGAGCCCUCUGGCAUCUCAUCCCCCGCCCCUCCGUUGCGCCCGGUGGCCGCGCCUCCGGGCUUGGGGCCUCAGCAGCCCACCACAAUUCAACAAAUUACGCCGCCGCGGCUUCCUCUGGCAUCUCAUCCUCCUCCACCUCCUCCUCCACCUCCGGAACGCCGGGAAGCACCUCGACAACCGGCUACAGCCCAGCGUCCUUUACCUCAAUUGCGCCAGGAAGCACAUCAUCCACCAAGAACUUCACAACCGCCGGAAUCUCAACACCCUCCGGAAACCCAGCAAACACGAGCCCUCUCCUGAACCUCCAGGUGCCCGCUCUAGCUAUCAACGAGCGGCAGUUGUGAGCAUAUCUUCAGGGGACACUAGUCCGGAGACCGGCGGAAACCGCCCCCGUGUCGGUUCUCCUAGUAAACAAGGCACUACUGGUCAGUCGCCGGCGGCCCAAGGAGGAGGGGUGUCAUCUGAGGAGGAGGCAGUUGACUUGACGAUGAGUGACGACCCUGUAGAAGACCCGUCUGCUGGAUCUAGCGAGAGCCCGAGGGGUGAGGACCUGGUCGCUCGACAUGCCAUUGAUGACCUGUUGAAACGAUACGAAAAGCUCUGGGAGAUUGUCCGGGAUAUAUAUAGCGAGAGGUUUUGUUGGCUGAGGAACCGCUUGCUCGUGCCGGACGAGUACACUCCUGAGGCGCUGGCCAGGAAAGCUGCCAUCAGAAAGGCGAAAGAAAGGGCUUGGAUGGGUGACCCGUCGAACGAUUACCAGGAAGAGUGGAUUACGAAGGAGCUGGGAAAAGAAGGGCUCACAUGGGAGGAUCUCCAGAGAGGCGCCCAACUGCGCGGCGACCAGCUCCCCUGA